Molecule: messenger RNA, 324 nt
Organism: Rotaria sordida
Lineage: Eukaryota; Metazoa; Rotifera; Eurotatoria; Philodinida; Philodinidae
Source: the annotation of a GenBank genome assembly
AUGCCAUCAGCAGGUUCUACUCAACGGACUAUAAAAUCAUCAAUAUCAAUAAUUGAAGAUGAUAAAAAUACUGAUCAAAUUAUUUUAAUAAUUCUUAUUAUAAUACUUUCAUUGGUUUGUUUAAUAUUAAUUUUAAUUAUUAUUUUCUUAUGUUAUCGACGAAAACAAAAAACAAUUGAAAAAAAUAUUUAUAAGAAUACUUGUAAACAACAAGGUUCAUCAUUAUCAAUAGUAGAAAAAUUUCAUGCACCUGAUUUAACAACUAAAGUGAUACUUUUAACACAUUUUCAUACACAUGAACAAGAAUUAGGUACUGAUGUGUAA